This is a messenger RNA of Hypomesus transpacificus, 6147 nucleotides long. RefSeq lists its product as uncharacterized. Bases 3326 to 5092 code for a protein of 588 amino acids. The transcript has 5 exons. NCBI's taxonomy places the organism in Eukaryota, Metazoa, Chordata, Actinopteri, Osmeriformes, Osmeridae. The record is from RefSeq and is a predicted model, not a curated record.
UGGAAGCGUCGGUAAUAUUUAGAACUCACGCAUCUACAGUAGCUAAAAGUUAAGUUGGUAAAACAAACAGCUAAGGCCAAGUUUGUUGCGCUGUAGCUUAACUCAAACUGAAGGUGAUUCAGAUUGUUGUGGAGACUGUUCACUGGUCAGUAAUAGUAAGAAGCCACUGGUGCAUCCGAUGAAAAUGCCUUAGAUGAUGUACAGAUCUAAAGUUGUUAUUUAUUGUUUAGUUGAGAGGAAUGGUGUUGGUUAUAUUUGAUGUAUCUGAACGCACUCAAAACAACACUUUAGCACUCCAAGUUAAACCAAAUGUCCGCACCAUAAACUAGGUAGUCCGCUAUUCCCGCCACUGGGUACCGCGAGCAUCCCCAGACUGCAAUCUGAUUGACUAUACCGAGUGGAGCCAUAAGGGGUGCACGCACUAACGGCAUGACCCAGCAGCAGCGAAAGGGCUCACUUGCACAGUCUAAAGGGGCAAAACCAUCAGUCCUUUGCAACAACAGUCGAUGUUGACUUUGUUUCUACGAAGCAUAUAAAGGACUAAACAGCGUCUAGCUCAAAUAUAACAAAUCGAGGGUUUCCAAGCAUAAGGUAACCGCAGGCCAUGCCGCCUCUUAACUAAGCUACGACCUCGCCUCAACCAGAGAUUCUAAAGCCAACUUUACAAGCUAACUAGCUAGCUAGCUAGCAAGUAACUUGACAAUAUGGCCUAAUAUUUCAAUGUAGUUAGCAUACCCUCAGAGCAAAGGCUCUACAAAUGUAUAGGUUAGUAAGUUGUAAGAACUGAUGCAUGGCUCUUUCCCUUUCUGUUCUUAUUACCUAAGGUUUUGACCAAUGGCAUGGCAGUGUAAGAUCUGCAAGUCUUUGGCUGCUACCAAAGGAAAUCUGCUAAAGCAUUACCGACUACAGCAUGCAACAUUUAGUCGUGGUCAAUCCCAGCCAUGUUUACAUGACCGUUGUCCUUGCACAUUUAAAACGCAGACUGCUCUUCGCACUCAUUUGUCCAGAUACCAUGCAGCUAAAGAAAGUCUACAGUCAGGAGUUAUCUCUGCUUUUAAGUGUUUAGUUUGUGAUUUUUGUUGUUCUACAGAAAAUGACUACUUUCGGCAUAUUGGAAAUCAUCUGAAAAUCCACGAAACUGUGUUUUGUGUAUUUGAAGGAUGUGACUUUAGGACAAAUAUAUACAAUACAUUCCUGAAACACAAAAGCAGAAAACACAAAUCAUAUUCCUUGAGUAAUUUUAGACAAGACGUAUAUGAGAGUCAACAUAGUCAGAAUGUUGAUCCCUCUGAUUUACCAGAGACCAGUGAUGGUGAGGGCACUAGUUUAAAUUUUGAUCAGGGAAGUGAAUCAGACUUAGUUAUUCAAAGAAUUGGCUUACUUCUACUGAAAUUACAGACCAUCUAUAAUGCUUCAGGGAAGUGUGUUGAUGCCUUGGUUGAAGACCUUCAGUUCAUUUCAUCUUCAGCAUCUGUUGCUGUUGUUAGAAACAUAAUUGAUUCAACAUUGAUAUCUAAUCAAUGUGUUGUUGACCAGACCAUAAUAACUGACUUGGCAGAACAGCUGUGUAGCUUGCAUCCUAUUAGUACAGCACUUGGAGAAGGUGGUCCACUUGCUUCAGCUUUUAAGAGGAGAAGGUAUUUUAAGGAGCACUUCCAGUGUGUUGGGAGUGUUGAAUAUAUUCUUGAUUCUCACAAUAACAAGACCUUUCAAUAUGUGCCUAUUCUUGAGACUUUGCAGCAAGUCUUGAAGGAUAAAGACAUUGCAGAGGAAAUCUUAUCCAGAACCUCAAACAGUACUCAAUAUAUUAAGUCUAUUUUUGAUGGAAAGUUUUUCAAGCAGAAUGACUUCAAUGCUGGAGAUGAAACACGUCUCUCUAUAAUACUUUAUGUGGAUGAUUUUGAGGUUUGUAACCCACUUGGAACUUCGAGAAAAAAACAUAAAAUAACAGCUGUUUAUUGGAUUUUGGGAAAUUUGCCAUCCAAGUUGCAAUCUGUGUUAACAUCAAUUCACCUAGCUUUACUUUGUAAAGCUGUUGAUGUCAAACAGUUUGGAUACAGAACAAUUUUGGAACCACUAUUGAAAGAUCUCGCCACUCUUGAACAUGAAGGGAUUUUAAUUUCCAGUGUUGGAAAAAAUAUUAGGGGCACUGUGCACUGCGUUGUGGCUGACAAUCUCGGUGCACAUUCCAUCAGUGGACUAGUUGAGAGUUUCACAGGGCCGUACAUCUGUAGAUUUUGUCUUGGACAUUCUUCAGAAUACCAAACGCAUGAAGUGCGGACUGGGGUGUUUCCACCUCGGACAAAAACUGACUAUAGUUUGCAUGUGCAAACUGUGAGAGAAAAUCCUGAUUUACUGCAUAGUUUUGGUGUUAAGCGUCUGUGUCCAUUGACUGAUAAAUUGAAUCAUUUCCACUUUGUCUCUGGAUAUCCACCAGAUGUACUACAUGACCUUUUUGAAGGCAUAAUACCAAGAGAAUUAGCGUUGUGUUUUCAGACUUUUACCAAGAAAAAGUACUUUACUUUGGCUGAACUCCAUGACUUAAUCAGACGUUUUCCCUUUAAGGGCUCAGACAAAGCUAACUGCCCUCAAGCAAUCCCUCAAAAUUACAGUAAUCGCAGAACUAUAGGAGGAAAUGCCCACGAAAACUGGGCCUUAAUCAGGUUCUUGCCUCUCAUUGUUGGUUCGCGGGUACCUGAGGGUGAUUCUGCCUGGCAGGUUCUCCUGACUUUAAAAGACAUAGUUGAAUUGGUGGUUGCCCCUGUUCAUACAGUUGAAACUAUUGCAUACCUCGACUCUAAAAUAUCUGAACAUCGUGAACAAUUCUUAGCUGCUUUUCCUAAAACUAAACUGACACCCAAACACCAUUUUUUGGAACACUACCCCGCCAUGAUUGAAGGUUAUGGGCCUCUGGUUAGUGUAUGGACUAUGAGAUUUGAGGCAAAACACAGCUUUUUUAAGCAGGUUGUUAGACACACUAACAAUUUCAAAAAUGUGUUGUUGACCCUUGCUACAAGACAUCAGCUGAUGAUGUCAUACCACUCUCGUACAGAUGUUGGAAAACAGCCAUUGUGUGUCACAAAAAUAUCUGAUAUAUCUUUAGAUGUGUUACAUUCAGACAUACAGGAAGCUCUAAAAGAAACAUCCCCACUUCUAUCUACUGUGCAGUUAGCCAACACUGUCACCUACUAUGGAACACGGUACACUGUUGGGAUGAUUUUGUCGUAUGGCUCUACUGGUGGGUUACCAGACUUUGUUGAGAUUCUUCAGAUAGCCAUACUAGACAACUCUGUAACAUUUUUUGUGAAGUUACUUGCUGCAUGGUAUGAAGAGCAUCUUAGAUCUUUUCAUCUGGAGGAGACUGGGAAAUUGUGUAUUGUGGAGCAGCAGAAACUUGCUGAUGUGUACCCUUUGGCAGCCUACAGUGUGGGAGGAAAACGCUUGGUUACACUCAAACGUCACAUCUGUUGUUAAUUUAAGGCUGGCAAAGAUGGAGGAAAAGCUCCGAGUAGUAAUUGAGGACCAGAUUGAGAAGUUGCUCCUUCCAUCGGGGAUCCCAUCCACUGUGGAGGAACUGCAAAGUGUUGUAAAGGAGACCUUUGGAAUACCUGUCGAGUUCAGUCUCCAGUAUUUGGAUUCUGAGUUCAAAGAUUUCUUUACCCUCCAUAAAAGUGACCAAAUCAAACACAAGGAUACCAUAAAGGUUGUUAAGGCUGCCCCGAUUCUUCUUGAGCUGCAUCCAGUUGAUCAUUUGGACAGUUCCUUUGGUCAACAAUCAACUGACUGUGAGUCUAGAUCUGAUGCAGAUUCAGUUGUAUUAAGUACAGAGUCAUCCUUUGGAUCAGUGUCCUCACAGGCGUCUACUGUUAUCCUGCCCAAGAAAAGUUCCACAGAGCGAUGCCAACCAUGGCCAAAGCAGUUCCCUAUUCCACAGUUUGCUUAUGAAACCGAGAUGUGCCUUGAAAGAGCAGCUGAAGACUAUCAGAUCAAUGGAACUUCUCUGAAUACUUCGAAGGUUAAGGCAGACAUACUUGAGAAAAUGUGUGAAACGAUGUAUACAUAUACAGCGUAUCCAUCAGGUGCACAGAUCAGUGACGUUGCUGAUGCACUUUGCAUGAAGUAUCCAUUUCUCAAGGAAUCAGGCUCAUUCUCCGGUAUCUAUGGCUGGCAACAAAGCUUAAAGUACAAAAUGGCAAAUUAUCGCACUAAACUCAGAGGCUUCGGAGUUCCGGAAGUGAUGUGCAAUGCACUCAAACGCAAAAGCCCUGCUGACCAGAAGUCUGCAAAGAGUAUCAAAAAGCCUAGAAAGGCAGAAGUUAACUACCUCCCCCCUUACCCGGCAGGAGAGAAUGAAGAAAUUCAAGAACAAGAGAGGAUUCAGCUACUCACUGAAGUAAGGAAAAGGGACAACAGCAAAGUGAUAAAAGACAAAAUGGGGAAAACAUUUCCACACAGAAGAAAUGAAAUUGUCAACCAAUCACCCAGCAUUGAGGACAUCAAUGCCAGAUGGCCUGCUCUAUUUGAGGCAUCUCAAAUCCAGGAUGAGUUUUACAGAAUCACAAUGGUGCAUCUUGAGUCAAAGUUCAUGGCCAAGCUGGAUGAAUACACUCCGAAGCUUUUGAAUCUCUACCAAGCCAAGGGUGGAGCCAUGGGGUUGAGGUUGCAGGCCAUCCUACUCAAGGCUCCAACCAAUCCUAACACUAACGUGACGAGAGCUGUUGUCAUCCGAUGUUUGGUGGUGUACCUUGGGGAAUCUUUAGAUCAUCUCCUUAAAGAGUAUGAUGAUGCUGAUGGAGACAGUGUGUCACAGGACCUUGCUGUGCAAAGAAUGACAAUCUACACCAUCAAGAGUAAUGGAUCAGAAGAUCCAGACGAUGUUGGUAUCAUAGUAGAGGGCCAGAAAGUUCUGACUGCUCUUGGUGACUUAACAAGGGCUUGCUCGAUCCUCAUUGGGUUGACCUAUGCUGUAAAUUUGGCCUAUCCCAAAGAGCUCAAAUAUACAUUUGAGGUCUUUCAGAAACUCCUCCUUGAGCUGGACUGUUCAAAGCUGUCCCCAAAAGUCAACAGCCUCAAAAACAAACUGCUAGCUUAAAGAGACUUGUGAGUGCUUCUUUAAGCUUUAUUUUAUUUAUUUUAUUUAACAAUGUGGUACUUUCAGUUAAGUCGCAAGACAGGCGCAAGCAGUAUCCUGCUAGUUUUGGUGUUCUUGUUUUGUAGUGAAACACUUGUAGGUGAACCAUGUCUUGUUCAGACAUUUUCAACUUAUUUCUGUUGAAUUGAUUGAUUAAAAAAAAAAAAAUCCUGUUUGAAAUGACAUUACUGACAAUCUGUUGUGUGAUUUUUGUAUGAUUUCAUGUAAAAUAAAGAUUACAGAAUUUUACAGUAAGGUUAAAUGUACCUUCCUUAGGUGUCUUAAGUUAAGUUACUCCAGCAAGACAUGAGUUUAUUUUCAUGCAUGGUUGACAUAACUUGAGUACAAUUUGGCAUUACAAGAAGCUAGGGCUAGCUAUGAUAUUAAGUCGUUAGGAAGGCGUUACACAAUGUACUGAAGUAUGACUUAAUAUAAUGAUAUUAAUGAAUGCAAAUAACCUUUAUCCAGACAGUAGUCUUUAUCAACUUUCACCAGAUAAUUAGAUAUAAAUCAAUUUUGCCCAAAUAUUUGGUAAAUAUAAAUAAGCUUGGCCUGGAUAUGUAGUAAAUAUAGGUAACUUUUGCCCAAAUAAUUAGUAAGUAUGAUUUAUUUUGGCUCAAAUAUGUAGUAAAUAUAAAUAGGUUUUGCCCAAAUAAUUGGUAAAUAUGAAUUAUGUUGGUCCAGGUAUGUAGUUAAUAAUAAUUAAUUUUGCCCAAAUAAUAAGUAAAUAUAAAUAGGUUGGCCUGGAUAUGUAAUAAAUAUAGGUCACUUUUGCCCAAAUAAUUAGUAAAUAUGAAUUAUGUUGGUCCAGAUAUGUAGUUAAUAUUAAUUAAUUUUGCAUAGAUACUUAGUAAAUGUAAGUCAGAUUUCCUUGUGAUAAUUACAUAUUUAUUGUGUAAAUGUAGUUGAAUUAUUCAAUAAAUUUUAAUCAAAGUUGUAGUAUUAAAAUCUAUUCAAUUAUAUCACAUGUCACUUUGUUGCCACAAUUUUUUUAAGUAACUAGUGGUCACAUUUUU